This is a messenger RNA of Cucurbita maxima (winter squash), 816 nucleotides long. Its product is annotated as auxin-responsive protein IAA14-like. The record is from RefSeq and is a predicted model, not a curated record. Gene Ontology annotation, molecular function: protein binding. The transcript has 5 exons. Bases 82 to 810 code for a protein of 242 amino acids. Gene Ontology annotation, cellular component: nucleus. Gene Ontology annotation, biological process: regulation of DNA-templated transcription. Lineage: Eukaryota; Viridiplantae; Streptophyta; Magnoliopsida; Cucurbitales; Cucurbitaceae.
AAGCCUAAAGUCAUUACAACAAGAAGGCGACACCACAAGAAGAAAGCCCAAAACGACAACCUUUUUUUUUUCGUUCUCUAUAUGGAAGCUGUCGGCCGGAAUAUGGCGAACCAGUUUGCAAACUUGAAGGAGACUGAGCUCUGCCUCGGCUUACCCGGCGCCGGAGAUCUCACCCUUAAAGCUUUCGGCAAGAGGGGUUUCUCUGAAACUGUUGAUCUGAAGCUUAACAUUCAGAGCAAGGUUGGCGGUGGAGUCGAUGUCAACGAGAAUAUUAAGAAUAUUCCAGCGAACGUUGGCGGUCAGAAGAGCCUCGGCUCCAAGGAUCCGGCUAAGCCUCCUGUCAAGGCACAGGCUGUGGGUUGGCCUCCGGUGCGAUCGUACCGGAAGAAUGUCAUGGCGCAGAAGAACACGAGCGGAGAAGGAACGGAGAAAGCGAGCAGUGGCAGUGCCGCUGCAUUCGUAAAGGUUUGCAUGGAUGGAGCUCCAUAUCUUCGCAAGGUGGACUUGAAAAUGUACCAAUGCUAUCAAGAACUUUCAGAUGCCUUGGCCAAGAUGUUCAGCUCAUUCGCAAUGGGUGAUUAUGGUACCGAAGGAACGAUCGACUUCAUGAAUGAAAGAAAGUUGAUGGAUCUUCUCAAUAGCUCUGAGUUUGUUCCAACUUAUGAAGAUAAAGAUGGUGAUUGGAUGCUUGUUGGUGAUGUUCCAUGGGAGAUGUUUGUAGAUUCAUGCAAGCGUUUGAGAAUCAUGAAAGGUUCGGAAGCUAUCGGACUAGCCCCAAGAGCCAUGGAGAAAUGCAAAAGCAGAAGCUAGAAGAGA